GGCGGCGGGUGAGGCGGACGAGGCGGGCGGCUCGUGGGGAGAGCGCAGGGGGGCGGUGGGGCGCGGGGGACCCCAGGGACAGUGGGGACCCCGGGCCGCCGCGCCCGGCUGCGCUGCGCCCGCCGCCCCGGGCUCUUCCCCCCUCGCUGGGGGCACUGUCCUCCGUUGACCUCCGACCAGCGACCGUCGCGGGCCCGCGGGCCCCCGAGCGGCCUGAGGGCUCCUGGAGCGCAGUUACGACCUCGUUCAGGUUCCCUCCUGAAAAAUUAUUCGCACACGGUGAACCCCGCCUCCACCCUGAAUCUUCGAGUUUUGAUCUCCUCCCGCCCCCCGCAGUCUUUUCUUUGUAGUAAAGGACUUUAUCUACUUAGUUAACACGUUUAGUUGAGCAUCUACCGUGUGCCGGGCCGCGCUGGGAUGCAGUGGAAGACGGGGUCUUUCUUCUGCGCUUACGGUCUGAUGGGAGCAGAGAGGAGCUCAGACAGAUUCGCAGCGAAUUGCUUAUUUAAUCAAGUGGAGAAUUACAGCUGCGAAGUGAUAACUUAGAGCUCAGGGAUAACUUUUGAGUAUGUAAAUGAGGGGAUCUUGCCUUAUGGUAGGUGAGAAAGGCAUUUCAUUAAUCUUUGGCUGCGUUGGGGCAUUUUCUCUAGCUGGGGCGAGCAAAGGCUACGGAGUCUCCGGUUCGGUGCGGGAGCUUCUCAUUGCCGUGACUUCUCUUUUUGCGGAGCGCGGGCUCUGAAGCGCAUGGGCUCAGCAGUAGUGACUUGCGGUCUCUAGAGCCAGGCUCGGUAGUUGUGGCACACGGGCUUAUAGCUGUUCCGCGGCAUGUGGGCUCUUCCUGGACCAGGGCUCGAACCCAUACCCCUGCAUUGGCAGACGGAUUCUUAACCACUGCGCCACCAGGGAAUUCCCAAGAGAAAGGCAUUUCUGAUGAACUAAAGCUUCGUCUGAGAUCUGAGGCCUUUAUGCAAACACGGGAGGGAGACCCUCCAAGCCAAGGGAAUGAGGUGUGCAGGGCCAAGCCGCAGGAGGAAGCGUGGGCGGCACAAAGGCUGAAGAAUAUCUGAGGGAUUUGAGCUAAGAGACCUGCACUGGAGGGUGUGCGAGAUGAAGCUGGAACCAGAGCCACAGGACCUCAGCCACCACUAGGAGUUUGGUCCUUACCCAAAACUCAAAAAUUUUAAGCAGGAGUGUGAGUCAAGAUCAGAUUUGCAAUUUAAAAAGGUCCCCCUGCAGGGGGUGCCAGAGGUUAGGGUAGACCAGUUAGGCUAUUGCAUUACCCCUGGGUCAGAACUGUUGGGACUUGAAGGGUGGUGGAGAGAGGGAAAGAGGGGUAGGGUAAGAUUAUUAUUUUUCACAAAGGAGGAAUGCUUUUAUCAAAUUUUGAGUUGAGUAAGUCUCAAAAAUUGCCACUGAUUCUGAUCCCACAUUUAAUACUGAACUGUCGCUAAAACCCACAAAUCUGUUUUUUCCCCCAAAGUAUAAUUGACAUAACACAUUAUGUUAGUAUCAGAUGUACAACAUAAUGAUUACCUAUUUACACCUCAAAAUGAUCACAGUAAGUCUAGUUACCAUCUGUCACCAUACAGAGUGACAAAAACCUUUUUUUUCUUGUGAUGAGAACUUUUAAGAUUCUCUUGGCAACUUUCAAAUUUGAAAUACAAUAUUGACUAUAGUGACCACACUGUACAUUACAUCCCAUGACGUAUUUAUUUCAUAACUGGAAGUUUGUACCUCUUGACUCCCUUCAUCCAUUUUGCGACCUCCCCCCAACUGCCCUCCUCGAGAGAGGGGUAUUUUUUUUUUUUUUUUUUUUUUGCCGUACGCGGGCGUCUCACUGUUGUGGCCUCUCCCGUUGCGGAGCACAGGCUCCGGACGCGCAGGCUCAGCGGCCAUGGCUCACGGGCCCAGCCACUCCGCGGCAUGUGGGAUCUUCCCGGACCGGGGCACGAACCCGUGUCCCCUGCAUCGGCAGGCGACUCUCAACCACUGCGCCACCAGGGAAGCCCGAGAGAGGGGUAUUUUUGAAGACAUGUUUAAGAGAUAGGGUUGACAGGGCUUGAUGUUGGGUUGGAUGGUAGAGGGAAAAGGUAAAUGUCAAGGUUUUUGGUGGCAUAGCUGGAUGAAUGAUGAUACCAUUCCCUGAGCAAGGGCCCUGGAAGAUGAUCACUUUUACGGAGGGGGGUGCAGGGGAAACGAGCAUGAAUUCGGGUGUAAAUGCUUUGAGUUUGAGGUGCAUUUGAGACAUCUAGUUGCUAUCGCGUAGGCAGUGGAAUGUUUGGGUCCUGAGUGUGGAGAAUUCUAAGCCAAAUAUAGAAAUGCUUGACUCGUGUACUUCCAGGUGGUUAUUGACAUGUCAGCAGACAAUGCCUGGGAAAGGCGUGUGGAGUGAGGAAGGCUCCAAAGCCCAGCCAGAGGGAGAGGCCACAGUAGCAAAAGGGACUGACCUCUAGUUACAGCAGAAAGGAAGAGGAUGGAUGCAGAUGUACUGAGUGACAUAAAUCAGAGUAUGUUGCUUUGCUGCUGUUGACUGAAUGAAGGAAUCACGCUGUAUAACGGAACCAGUCUGCCCUGCUGUGCCUCUCCCUCCAGCAUGCCGGCACCACCCGUUCACCUCUCGACUCAAACUUCCGUCCCACCAACCCACUGACAGAACCCUUAUUAAAACUGAUCUGGGGGCUAGACCCACUGGACGCGUUCUCAGACUUGUUAUUCCUUUGUGGGUCCUGUUGGCCCUGCCUCUGCCUCCCGCCUCCCACCUCUGCUGACACUGCCCAGGUUCCGGCUUCAUCGGUUCUCAGGCAACACAGUUACCUUCUCACUGGUCCCCCUGCUUCUGGGGCACUUGAUCUCGCCUUUCACACUGUUGCCUGGAUGACCUGUCUAAAAGACAAAAGCAAACAAAAACCAAGCAUGGCACCUAGGAGACAACUGAAAAUUUCAACCCUGAAUAUUUGAUAUUUACUAUUUAAGGAAUUUACACAUAUAAAUAUAUAUUAAUGUAUAUUAUAUAAAUAUGUAUAUUUAUAUAUGUUAAUUGUGUUACUAGGAAUGAUAUCAUGACUGGGAACAUAGUAUUUUCAAAAUAAUAAAGGGGUAGGGGAAGUGGAUGGGGUGUGGAUGGGAUGUGAUCGGUCGUGGGUUGAUGGUUGUAGCUGGGUGAUGGGCACGUGGGAGCUCAUUAUAUUAUUGACUAUUUUUUUGUAUGUUCGAAAUUAUCUGGGGUAAAAGUAAAAAAAAAAAAAUCCAAGUGUGGUCAUAUCUGUCCGCUGGAAAAUCUUCAGUGACUACUUAGGCCAAAGUCCAAACUCAGAUGGUCCGCCUGGUUUUCUGCCCUGAGCCUGACACCACGUCGCUCCUCAGGUCUUGCCUUUUGUCUUUUCAUGCCUGUGUCCAGCUCCGUGGAGGCUGAGUGCCUGGAUUCGCAGUGCUCCUUCCUGUCUCUGCCCUGGUGUGUGCUGCUGCUCAGCCUGGAACGCCCCCCCCCACUCCCCAUUCUUUGGCUUUUCCUAGCCCUUCUAUACCUAGAUCAGGUAUCACCCUCUCCAGAAGGCCUCCCCUGGGGGGAGUGCAAGGGAGCACUGCUCUCAUUAUUGUAAUUGUCUGUCUCCCCCUGUUAGCCUCUCAGCUCUUUGAAGACAGGGGCAGUCUGUGUCUCUACAAGUGCUUGGCACCCAGUAAAUGAUCAUGGGAUAAGUGGUUGGUUAUUCAUCUUUAAACUCCCGACACCCAGCAUGGUGCUUAACACGUGCUCGAUAAGUGUUCAUUGAACGAAUGUUGUUGAGCGUGAAACUACUGUGUAUUGCCUUGGUGGUGUGGGUGUACCACCCCACAAUCUUGGGGUAGGGCUGCUGGCUGCUAGCAGAAUCGGCUGGCAGAGUGUGAGGAAGAGCUGGGGAAUCAGCAGAUUGUUUUCUCCCAGCUUUUGUUUCUUCUCCACAGGCAUGGGUUGGAAGUGGAGUCUCUCCCUGGACCUGACCACAACCAGCACCAUGCAGUUACUAACUGCCCUACCCUCACCUAUUGAUGCCUCCCAGGAAAAAACGCCGCCAAAUUUCCCAGAAACCCCAGCUGCUAUUCUGCCAACAACCACUGGAGGGCCCCAAACACUGCUAUGGGUCUCCCCAGCUUCCUAUCACCCACACUAGACAGGUGCCCAGCAAGCCCAUUGACGACAGCACCAUCACGUCCUGGGUAUCACCUCAGUUUGAUACAACAACAGAAAGCUGGUUCCCGGUUAACAGGAAACGUCAUUGCCGAGACCAGGCAAGGCGUUCAGGUCGACAGUCUACCAGCUCCAGGUUUCCACACCUAACAUUUGAGAGUCCACAGUCUUCUGCCAGUUCAGCCAGACCUGGGAUCCCCCUAAUCAGGGACUGUCCCGGUCAACCAGAAAAGGACAUUUCUGGAAGGCCCUUGGUUCCCAUGCUCAGCCCCCAAAGCUGCGGGGAGCUGUCAGCACAUGCACUUCAGAACUUCCCUUAUGUGUUCAUUCCACCGGAUAUCCAGAGCCCAGAGUCCUCAGGGCAGGGAGGGCCCAUUCCCUCGGUGCAGAGGGAAAACAGCCUUCCCAGCUGCUCCCUUCACACAAGCACGCCCAAGAGCCCAGAGCCUGGGCCUGUUCUGGUUAAAGACACUCCUGAGGAGAAGUACGGGAUAAAGGUCACAUGGAGGAGGCGACGACACCUGUUCACUUACCUCAGGGAGAGGGGGAAGCUGAGCAGAAACCAGUUCCUUGUGAAAAACUGACUGGGUUUCUCGGACAUCCGUGGUCUCAAGAAAUUGAUUGCUGGAGUCAAAAGGGAAUUGAAUUCCCAGAUUUGCUUUUUAAAAUAUCUUGUGUCAUAAACAGUUUUAGUGUCAUAAACAGUUCACUUUGUAUUUUCCUUGUAUUAGCUGUUUAAAAAUUUUAAAUAUCUUGUAACUGUUUAAAAAGUCUGUAAAUAAAUGGCUGCAGAAAGUUUUUAGAGAACGCUGCUUCUGUCACUAAUGCAGCAGUACUGCCCCCUCUACAAAUGGUCUUUCUUAAUUGUUCCCUUUAACCACUGCUUAUUCAUCCUUUUAAACACUUCAUUCAAACUAAUUCAUUCCACAUGUCUGAGUACCGACUCAGUGACCGCUUCCUCUGUGACCAGAUGCAUGGAAAAACUCGAAGCAAACUGUGACUUUUUGUAGUUGAGCUGCUGUCUCUGCAAUCUUGGCUCAUCUGCUGAGAGGGCUGGAUGAAGAAAGGGCAGCAAGCCUGUUUUAAUGAGUCAGUGGGACCAAGGGAGAUAAAGGGGACAUAGGUUACUUAGGGUUACUAUGUUUUGAAUUUUUGUUUCCAACUGUAGUAAUCUGUAAAUAUUAAAUAGGGUGGGAAAACGAUUUCUUGUAACUGUUUAAAAUGUAUGUAAAUAAAUAUAUAAUCUUUUCAAAUACUA
Molecule: messenger RNA, 5423 nt
Organism: Orcinus orca (killer whale)
Lineage: Eukaryota; Metazoa; Chordata; Mammalia; Artiodactyla; Delphinidae
Gene: RHNO1
Product: RAD9-HUS1-RAD1 interacting nuclear orphan 1
Exons: 3
Coding region: 4027-4749 (240 amino acids)
Biological process (GO): recombinational repair; cellular response to ionizing radiation; DNA damage checkpoint signaling
Cellular component (GO): nucleus; chromosome
Source: RefSeq, a predicted model, not a curated record